Molecule: messenger RNA, 1398 nt
Organism: Phytophthora infestans T30-4
Lineage: Eukaryota; Oomycota; Peronosporomycetes; Peronosporales; Peronosporaceae
Exons: 1
Coding region: 1-1398 (465 amino acids)
Source: RefSeq, a predicted model, not a curated record
AUGUUCAGCUUCUCCGCAUCUUCCAGCGGGUACGAGGCGCCCGGCUCGUUUCACACGCCGUCCACCUCCUCCUUAUUCGGCCAAGACGAUGCGGAAUCAGACCCUCCAGUGGUAUGGGAAUCCAAUGUAGCGUCGCAGCGCCUGCAGCUCCAGACCAAUUCGGUGGCCGACGCUUCAAACCGCUCGCUGUUUGCAUUGAACCUCCAAAAGUGGACAUACCUCAACCACGGUGCAUUUGGGGCUCCCACAAAGGUGGCAAUUGAGGCUGCAGCCCGUUGGAGGGCGCAGGCGGACGCGCAGCCGCUGAAUUUCAAUGAUCGAGAGCUGUUCCCACUGGUCGUGCGAGCCAUCAAAGCUUUCGCUGGCUUCGUUGGCGUCUCUAAGCCGGAAACCUUAGUCCUACUACCCAACGCAUCUGCCGGACUGCAUUCCGUGCUUGCAUCGCUGUUAAGAGGAGAAAAGGAGAAGACAGUGGUGCUCUUCAGCACAAGGUACGGCGCUGUAAGGAAGAUGCUGCAAGCGAUUGAAGGUGGGAGUGGAGUAUAUGUACAUGAAGAACCGCUGGCUUUAGAGGAGUCUUAUGACGACCAAAAGGUAAUAGAAAGAUUGCAGAAGGCGCUGGAUGCUGUACAAGCCACUGGACGCCAAGUAACACUCGUGGUGGUCGACCACAUCACGUCCAACACGGCUGUAACGAUGCCUGUGAAGGAGAUUGUGCAGCGCUGCCACACCCGAGGCAACGGCAUCCCCGUAUUGGUGGACGGUGCGCAUGGAUUGCUGAACGUGUCUCUGAAUCUCGACGACAUUGGUGCCGACUACUACGUUGGCAACUGUCACAAGUGGUUCUGCUCACCACGCGGCGCUGCCUUCCUACACGUUGCAAGAGACAAUGGCCCUGCUAUCGAUCCUCGUGUAGUCUCGCACGGAUUCUUCGACGGCAUGCAAAGUGCCUUUAUGUGGACAGGGCUGCAGGACUACAGUGCAUGGCUUGCAUUGCCACAGUGUCUCGCCUUCUGGCGUCGUCAAGGUGUUACUGCCACACGCGAGUACAUGCAUUCCCUAGCACAAGAAGCUGCUGAGCUACUGUACUCUCGAUGGGAGAUGCCUGCCCACCUUGCAAGAGAACGCCAAGUUCCGAUGCACAAACGUCACGCCAUGCGUCUCGUACAGCUUCCGACUUCGACAAGACUUUGUGGCGGUGUCGAAGUGGACGGGAACAACCCGAAAGCCUCUGCAACAGAUGCCAAACGCGUCCAGGACAGUCUCCACUAUAUUCACAACAUCGAAGUGCCUGUCAAAUCCAUUGAUGGUCGACUGUACGUUCGUCUGUCUGCUCACGUUUAUAACUGCCUCGAGGACUUUGAGAAACUUGCGAUCGCCGCAUUAGAGCAGCGUUAA